Perkinsus marinus ATCC 50983 is the source of this 355-nucleotide messenger RNA. RefSeq lists its product as hypothetical. The annotation marks the transcript as partial. The record is from RefSeq and is a predicted model, not a curated record. The transcript has a single exon. NCBI's taxonomy places the organism in Eukaryota, Perkinsozoa, Perkinsida, Perkinsidae.
UCUGACAACCACAGUACAGUCCGUUGGUGUCUUUCGUCUUGCAGCACUUUGAAGUUCACAGCGGUGGAACGCCACGCUCUGCAUCGUAUCGCUUCGGCUCUAGGGAAUGAGUUGGGCGAGAUACGGAAGGCCUGCGGAUCGUAUGAAAUUAUGCAUCUUCCUGGGAUCCAGAAUAUCGCGGCCGACGACCUCAGCCGAGUACUGAGCACUGGGGUCAAGGAACAAGCAUCUCUACCACUGUUCCAACUGCUCAACCGUGCCACUGUCACUGUCGAUUAUCCGUCCGCCGACGAUAUCUUCGUCCUGGCGGAAAUUCUGGGAGCAGCUGAAGUCCACGACCUGUGUUUUGAUUACU